Molecule: messenger RNA, 677 nt
Organism: Darwinula stevensoni
Lineage: Eukaryota; Metazoa; Arthropoda; Ostracoda; Podocopida; Darwinulidae
Source: the annotation of a GenBank genome assembly
GCCUCAAGGAACCUGUUCGUGACCUUAGGAGAUGUCGACCGAUCGACUUCGGCUGAAGCCAGAUCUAUCGAGAUCCCGGCUGAGUCCAUCUUUCACCCUCACUUCGACGCCAUGACCUACAAAAACAACAUCGCACUAUUGAAGCUCAAGACGCCGGUGGAUUUCGAUGCUUAUCCGAAUGUUCGUCCCAUUUGCAUUUCCUCCGAUGCCAGUCCAUCUCCUGGAACCUCAGUCACCAUCGCGGGAUGGGGAGGGUCCGAUUUCUAUGCACCUAACGCUAUGAAGUUGAACGAAGCAACCGUACAGGUGAUCGGCUUAUCUGACUGCAAAGUCUGGUACAAUGCGAUGGACGAUAACUCCAUCUGCGCGCGAUCGACGCAAUCAAACAUCUGCUUCGGCGACGCGGGAGGACCGAUGAUGUACCUGACACCCGCUGGCUACUACCAGAACGUCGGCGUCGCUUCCUUCCCAAAGACGGUGCAGUGUCCGGCUCACUACGGCGCGGUGUACACGAGGACGGCAAAUUACGUGGAGGACUUCAUCGAGAGCAACACUCAAGAUGCCAAAUGGUGCCCGACUCCCUGACCCUUUUUUGGUCUGGAUCCCGCUCUAUCCACCAUUCCACGGACAUUGCAAACACCAUCACACUUACUUUUUCGUAUUUACGAAUGCUCUCC